UUAAUUUUCUUUGGGGCGGACUGUCAAAGGUCAAAAUGGCGUCUGCUGUGCGACAUAUUCAGAAAUUUCACCGGUUUAUAAGAAAUUCGCGUGGUUCCUUUGGACAUUCUAUUAAAUCAGUUGAUUCAACACAUACAUAUCAAUUUCACAGAUGCAGCAUAAACUUAGGAUCAACAUCUAUACUGAUGCCAUCAUUGUCACCUACAAUGACGGAGGGUACAAUAGUGAAGUGGUACAAGAAAGAAGGAGACGCUAUCAAUGCAGGUGACAUACUCUGUGACAUUCAGACAGACAAGGCUGUCGUUUCGUUUGACACUGAAGAGGCAGGGAUCAUGGCUAAAAUACUGGUGCCUGAGAACACUUCAGAAAUCAAAGUAGGCACCCUGAUAGCCAUCGCCGUGGAGGAUGGAGAUGACUGGAAGAAUGUUGCAAUACCUGCUAGCCCAGUCUCUACCCCUGUUACCUCAGCCCCACCCCCUGUCACGACCCCGGCUCAGUAUAGCGCCGUUACACCUGCAAGCAUUGCUGUUGGUCCAGGGAUGCAUGAAGAUUUGCAGGCUCAUGGCAUUGGCCCAUCAGUGAGAAAGCUGGCUGAAGAGUUUGGUGUUUCUAUAAAAAAUAUCAAAGGGUCGGGGCCCUUGAACAGGAUAACCAAAGGUGAUGUUCUAAAGCUGAUCCAAGAAGGGAACCUUCAGAAGAGACAGCUGUCCCCACCACCCCAGGCCCCUGCUUCAGCCCCUCAAAUGGUUGCUACACAAACCACAGCCACGCCCACAGCCACACCCACAGUCACCCCUUUGGCUCCGUACAAGCCUUCUGUUGUCCCAGAAAUAGAUGGGGAGGAGUAUAAGGACAUACCAAACACUGGCAUGAGAAACACCAUAGCUAAGAGACUAACUUUGUCCAAGACAACUAUCCCCCACUCUUAUGUUACCAUGGAUUGCAACGUGGGACCCGUGACCUCUCUUAGGAAGAAUCUCAUUGCUGACAAUGUCAAGGUCUCUGUCAAUGACUUCAUCAUCAAGUCAGCUGCACUGGCACUACAGAGGGUACCUCAGGUGAACUCAGUGUGGCAAGGGGAUGAGGCCAGCUCUCUCCUCAAUGUGGACAUAUCAGUCGCCGUAGCAACCGACAACGGUCUCAUCACCCCCAUAGUGAAGAACACCGCCCAGCUGUCAGUGGAUAAGAUAUCAUCCACUGUUAGGGAUCUGGCAGAACGUGCGAGGGCAAACAAGCUACAGCUGCACGAGUUCCAGGGUGGCACUUUCACUAUUUCUAACCUGGGCAUGUUUGGCAUCGGCGAGUUUUCUGCAGUGAUCAACCCUCCGCAGACUGCCAUUUUGGCGAUUGGCUCAUCCAGAUUAGUUCUUGGGGAGAAUGGUAAACCAGAAUCUCGUAUGAGUGUCACUCUCUCAUAUGACGCCCGAGUUAUAGAUGAUUCAGAUGCUUCAAAGUUUCUGGAAGUUUUUAGAGACACCAUGGAAAACCCCCAGUUGUUAGUGAGUGGGCUGCCAGGUUCUAGGAGGGAAAGCGUGUUUUGAAGUAUAUCAAGGAUUUAAGUAAUAUUGUAUGUUUUGCUAUAAAUAAUUGAGGUAUUUGAUCUUGUAUAGAGUACACUUUGAAUGUUAUGUUGCUAGAAAGAAAAUGCACUGAAAAUUUGUGCUCUAUAAAUAUAAUAGGUUUCAGCUCAUAUUUAGUCAAAAUUCAGCAGAAUGACAACCAUUCUUUGUGGUCAUUACAGAUCAUUAGUGAGAAUGAAAACUUUUAUUAUAAUUGAGCUUGAUGUACUUUUCUAGGCUUGUCUUUUUCCUUUCUACAAACAUUUAGUUUUGAACAAAAUCUUGAUUUUAAACAUACUUUAAAUACUUUUAUCGUGUGCUGUUAGCUGUAAGAGGAUGGAGUUGAUUGCUCUCGAAUUUUGUUAAAUGGUUCUUAUUUAAUGGCUUUCUGCUUCACAUUACAAGUAUUUCUGUAUGACAAGAUAUACAUUUCAUGAUUUCUUGUCAAUACCCGACAAGAUUCAGAUGCUUAGAAGAGUUUUUAGCUAACCUAAGAACAAAAAGCUUAUGGUUUGUGGUUAUGAUGAACUAUUAUAGAAAGACUUUAUAUGUCGUUAUGUUAAACUUGUGGUCUUUGCCACUGUAGAUGUCACAAUUUUAUGCAGUCUUGAUGAAAUUUGGUCAAAUUUUCCUAGUUUGAAUCUUGGUAUCAUUUAUCUGCUAAUUGGGUCAGUGGGCUAGAGGCCAGAUUUAUGUGUCAGUUUUCAUAGGUGUUUUUACUGCCAAGUUUUAUUUACCAGGAAAAAACUGAUUGGCGAAUGUCGGCGGGCGGGCUGGUGGCGGAACAAGCUUGUCUAGGCCAUAACUUUGCCGUUCAUUGUAGGAUUUAAAAAUCCUUUGGCACAUUUGUUAACCUUUAUUAGACGGUGUGUCGUGCCAAAGAAUUACAUCAAUAUCCCCAAGGUCAAGGUCACACUUUGAGUUCAAAGGUAAAAUAUGGCCAUAAAUUAGCUUGUCCGGGCCAUAACUAUGUAAUUCAAUGUGAGAUUUUAAAAUCAUUUGGCAAAUUUUUUCACCAUCAUUGGACAGUGUGUCAUGCGAAAGAAUUACAUCAAUAUCUUCAAGGUCAAGGUCGCCACAACUAAAAAAAGAUUGAAUUUGAAACAAGGGGUGUAACUGUAAAUAAUCAGUAACAAUGCUCAUUUUGAGUUUUCUCCCUUUAUCAGACUUUUUUUCAAAUUGAAAUCAAGGUCGCCACAAGUAAAAAUAAAUUGAAUUUGACACAAGGGGGGUAACAAUUCACAUUUUUAAUUGUCUCCCUUUACCAUACUUUUUUUUUUCAAAUUGAAAACCUGGUUUUUGUGACAAUUUUGUCCCUUGUUUUCUUUUACAAGAGGAAAAAAAUGCCAUUUCAGCUCUUUUCAAUCACUUACUUUUCACUGAAUCUUUACCAAACUUUCUAGGUAUGUCUUCCAUUAUUUACUUCGGUCAUAUAUCUCUGUCCUCAACUGUGUUCAAUGACGUUUUUGUUCUUUGUAAAUGAGAUUUAAUAAUUUCAAGGCCACCUGUUUUUUAUUCCUUUUUUUUGUUGUACUUACAUAUGCCUACCUAUUUAGUACAUAUACCAUUUCACAACAUGCUUUUUUGUAUGAAUGCGGCUAAUUUAUAUUUAUUAUAAAAAUAAAUAUAAAGACAGGUUAUUUAGGAAAAGUGUAUACAUAGAAUGAAUAAUUGUUUGAAAGCAACAGUAUUUGCAUGAAUAUUUGGUUGCACUUGCCUAUUCAAGCAUAGGUCAUACAAUUUUCUAGAAUCAACCUUAAUCUGAAUGAAAUUACAUAUCAGAUUAAAAUGAAAUAAGGAGAUAGCAAUGAUUUUUAUAUAUAUAAGUGGGUUAAUUUUUUUUAAGAUAUAUAUUUUUAAUCGCCAUCAUUGUUUUGUACUUGUUGAGGAUGUUAUUUAUGAAUUUGUUUUGUAAUCUCUCUUUUAAGCUGUCGAAAAAAAAUUCAAUAGUUCUGAAUAGAUUUGUACUUUUCCCUAUAGGCAAUUGUGUUGUGUCAUUUGAAGUUGAAGUCUUUAACAGACGAUACUCUUGUGUUUUGCAUGUUUAUGUAAAAAACGUUGUUUUUCUAAACUGCUUGAAAAAAACCACUUUACUAUUUGUUUUCAUAUGCCUGUCUUUGAGAUUGUUGUUGAAUAUUUAGGAAGAAAUAAAAAUGUAAAAGUA
Dreissena polymorpha is the source of this 3723-nucleotide messenger RNA. RefSeq names its product pyruvate dehydrogenase protein X component, mitochondrial-like. The record is from RefSeq and is a predicted model, not a curated record. Gene Ontology annotation, molecular function: acyltransferase activity. Lineage: Eukaryota; Metazoa; Mollusca; Bivalvia; Myida; Dreissenidae. The coding region runs from base 36 to 1541 and encodes 501 amino acids. Gene Ontology annotation, biological process: pyruvate decarboxylation to acetyl-CoA. Gene Ontology annotation, cellular component: pyruvate dehydrogenase complex; mitochondrion. The transcript has 11 exons.